This is a messenger RNA of Lacerta agilis (Sand lizard), 1029 nucleotides long. RefSeq names its product retinol dehydrogenase 16-like. The record is from RefSeq and is a predicted model, not a curated record. The transcript is spliced from 5 exons. Lineage: Eukaryota; Metazoa; Chordata; Lepidosauria; Squamata; Lacertidae. The coding region runs from base 21 to 968 and encodes 315 amino acids.
CUAUAGAGGAGGUUUCGGCCAUGUGGCUCUACCUGGCUGCCCUGCUGGGGCUUUACUUCCUUCGCCGAUGGUACCAGGAGAGACAGACGGUGGAGAACCUGACGGAGAAAUAUGUCUUCAUCACGGGGUGUGACUCUGGCUUUGGGAACCUACUUGCCAGGCAGCUGGAUGCCCGGGGCCUGCGGGUGCUGGCAGCCUGUCUCACACAGAAGGGGGCAGAGCAGCUGGACAAGGUCACCUCAGAGCGCUUGAAAACCACCAUUCUGGAUGUCACCAGUACAGAGAGUGUGGCAGCAGCGGCGGAGUGGGUGAAGGAGCAAUCAGGAAGCAAAGGACUCUGGGGCUUAGUGAACAAUGCAGGCAUCCUCAUGCCAAUAGCCCCCAACGAGUGGCUGACCAAGGAGGACUUUGUGAGGGUGCUGGAUGUCAACCUGCUUGGAGCAAUUGAUGUGACACUGCGCAUGCUGCCCCUUAUCAGGAGAGCCCAAGGAAGGCUGGUCAAUGUGUCUAGCAUAACCGGGAGGUUUGCUUAUGGUGGAGGAGGCUACAGCCCUUCAAAAUUUGCCUUGGAAGCGUUUUCUGACAGCCUCAGGCGUGAAUUACAUCCUUUUGGGGUCAAAGUUAGCAUCAUAGAGCCAGGCGGCUUUGUAACAGAAUUGUCUGAAACUUACAAAACGGACUCCGCCAACUUAUGGAACAAGUUGCCUGCUGAGAUCAAAGACCUCUAUGGGCUGCAGUACUGGAAUAACUUUUCCAAGACGUUCUUCUGCAGCGAAUGGAAGAAUACAGACCUCUGCCUGGUCACAAACUGUAUGCAGCAUGCACUGACCUCCUGCUACCCCCGCAGCCGCUACACUGCGGGUCUGGAUGCCAAAUUCAUCUUCAUCCCCCUCUCGUACCUGCCAGCCUCACUUGCAGACUACAUUGUGGCAUAUGGUAGGCCUAGACCAGCCAAAGCUCUUUGCUGAUCAUAGACACACUUCAGACAGGAAUUUUUGGGAGAACCAAGGGAAGUUGACUAUGGCUGCA